Messenger RNA from Toxoplasma gondii ME49, 1804 nucleotides. RefSeq names its product glycosyl transferase family 8 protein. The coding region runs from base 572 to 1609 and encodes 345 amino acids. The record is from RefSeq and is a predicted model, not a curated record. Lineage: Eukaryota; Apicomplexa; Conoidasida; Eucoccidiorida; Sarcocystidae. Gene Ontology annotation, molecular function: glycosyltransferase activity. Gene Ontology annotation, cellular component: cytoplasm. The transcript has a single exon.
AGCAGCGUUUCGGAGAGUGAAAUCUUGAUUCUCACAGGAGCUAGAAUUCUGAAGCUUACUCACAGUGUUGUAGGGACGCGUGUGAAGUGUCAGGCAUUAUUUCACUGGUGGGACGUGGCGGUGUUUAAUAAUUCGUUCCGGCAUGUGUGUGUCUCAAAUCCCCUUUUCUUCGCCGGCACUUCGAGGCGGAACGGGAGGGGGGCACACGUUUGCUUUGCUGCCAAAGCAGCCGAUUUCGCGCCCCCUCAACGGCUCAAAGGCACUUCAACUGCACAUGCAUGCACAGUUCCCGAUUCGUCUGCCGGAUCAUGUGUGUGCAUGUUUGUAUGUUGUGGGCAUCAUUCACGUUUUCCGUGUUUAUACUGGUUCAAGAGCGUACAUUCAGGAAGUUGCACUAAAUGGAAAAUUGGCUUCCUGUGUGGACACAGGACACGGGGGUUCUCUUUGUCUCCCUUCGCUGUGACGCGUUUUGUUGUGAUCAAGGGCGCUGUUUAAGCGUGAUGCAUUAAGCGGCACUUCAGUCUGAAUCAAUCGCUCAACGCGUCAUUUCCUUUCCUUUUUUGCUAAGGAGAUGUCUCCUCGGUACGCGUACGCUACCCUGUUGACGGACAAUUCUUUCUACUAUGGUGUCGAGGCACUGCUCAAGUCACUGGAGGCUACGAAGACGCCUUACCCCGUGCUUCUUUUGCACACAUCUGAUGUUUCUCAGAGUACAAUAAAAGCGUUGGUUUAUCAGCGUCGAAAAGCCCCGGCGAGUGAGGAUGCGGGAACUACAGGGAAGGAAAUGAAAACAGGGCAGGAAGUCAUCCCAAGUUCACAGUGUCCAGAACACACCCCAGGUAGAAACUUGCACUCCCCCAUUGGCAGGAAAGGGGUAAACCCUGUGAGUUGCUCCGUCACACAAGACGAGACUAGGGUUCGUACUGAUUCAGAUCGUAUAGAAGAAGCAGAGCGUCGAGCCUCAGAGAGAACCUCGGAGCGAGCGAGAGCUGGGGAAACGGAGGAACAGGGCAUUUGCGUUAUUCCCCGACUCGUUGGUUCUGUCGCGUACCCUAAAGCGGAACGGGACACGUGCCCUGUUGAAGGGUGGAAGGACUGUUUCACCAAACUGCGUGUGUGGGAGCAGGUUGACUUCGAUGUGAUUGUGUAUGUCGACGCGGACUGUAUAGUUUUGCGGCCGGUAGACGAGCUUUUUCUUAGGCAGCCACUACCCGCCUUUGCACCAGAUAUCUUCCCUCCCGAUAAAUUUAACGCGGGAGUCGCAGUGCUGAAGCCCGACCUCGGCGAAUACGGAAAUAUGGUAGCCGCGGUCGAGCGUUUACCUUCAUAUGACGGAGGCGACACAGGGUUUUUGAACGCGUAUUUCUCAUCGUGGUAUGAAAACGCAGCUGGCGCCCGUUUGCCCUUUCGGUACAAUGCUCUGCGCACACUGUAUCACAUGACGUACUCCAGUCGAAAAGGAUACUGGAAUGCCGUCAAGCCGAUCAAAAUCCUGCACUUCUGCUCCUCCCCGAAGCCUUGGGAACAACCAGCAAAGACCGACCUCGAGGAACUAUGGUGGAAAGUCUUCCUUACGGGCACUGUGCCAACUGAUUCUGAUAUCGUGUAGUGGAGGGAGAACCAAAGUGAUGAUGAAAGAAUGACCGACUUCCAAAAGAACGGAAACGCCGGACAGCUGCCUCGCGGUACCUUGGGAAAAGAGCGGGACGUGUGGAAUCCUGUCAACUAUCUCUUUCUGUGUCACCUGUGGACGAAUUGUAAAUCUUGUAAAGUACAAACGGAGUACAGCUUAAUCUUGUAAUUU